AUGUCUACGUCCUUGUAUCCGCUGGCAUCGCUCGCGCAAAUCGAAAAGACACCCUCUCGCGAGGAUGGUAUCCCCGAUGAAUUAGAGCAAGACCUGCGUGCGUAUGGUUGUAAGAUGAUUCACGAGGCAGGAAUACUAUUGAAACAGAAACAGGUUGCUGUAGCGACUGCUCAGAUUCUCUUUCAGAGAUUCUGGUUCGUGACUUCAAUGAAGCAAUUUGGUAUUGGUGAUAUAGGCAUGGGUGCAUUAUACUUGGCUUCCAAACUGGAAGAAUGCCCCGUUCGCAUGCGAGAUCUCAUCAACGUAUACGACCUACUAUUACAGCGUGCAGCACAUAAUCGAGCAUCGGCACUAUCCUAUGCAUCAUCCUUCACUUCGUAUCCCCGCCCGGAGUUCAAAUAUACCCCAAUGUCAUACUUCGGCAACACGUUCUAUGACCUGAAAGAAGCACUCGUGGUGGCAGAGAUGCAGAUACUGAAACGGCUGGGGUUCAACGUCAACGUUGUCCUGCCCUAUGGAACGCUGGUCAAUUAUUUGCGAGUGUUGGGGUUGACGAGCCGUGAGGACGUAUGUACUCGAGCAUGGGGGUACCUCAACGACGCACUUCAGACACCGGUGUAUACCCUGUACGCUGUUCCGACAAUAGUCAGCGCUGCAAUCUUGCUCUCUACGCGACAUCUCGGCAUCUCUCUCCCGUCAUCAUCAAGCAAUCGCUGGUGGGAACUGUUCGACGCAGAAUGGGAAGAUGUCUGGAGUGUCUGUGGAUACGUCAUGCGCUUGUAUCGAGAGCGUAGCGCUGAGGAUCAGACACGAGUAAUGGGGAUGGUCUCCAAGAAGGGUGUUCGCCAAUGGCUAGAUGAAAAUCGGGUGCCUUGA
Postia placenta MAD-698-R-SB12 is the source of this 876-nucleotide messenger RNA. RefSeq lists its product as hypothetical. The coding region runs from base 1 to 876 and encodes 291 amino acids. Gene Ontology annotation, cellular component: nucleus. The transcript has 4 exons. The record is from RefSeq and is a predicted model, not a curated record. Gene Ontology annotation, biological process: regulation of transcription by RNA polymerase II. NCBI's taxonomy places the organism in Eukaryota, Fungi, Basidiomycota, Agaricomycetes, Polyporales, Adustoporiaceae. Gene Ontology annotation, molecular function: cyclin-dependent protein serine/threonine kinase regulator activity.